This is a messenger RNA of Emiliania huxleyi CCMP1516, 2045 nucleotides long. RefSeq lists its product as hypothetical. NCBI's taxonomy places the organism in Eukaryota, Haptophyta, Isochrysidales, Noelaerhabdaceae. The record is from RefSeq and is a predicted model, not a curated record. Bases 47 to 1738 code for a protein of 563 amino acids. The transcript has 3 exons. Gene Ontology annotation, molecular function: peptidase inhibitor activity.
GCAAAGGGUGGGGCGCGGAGCUUUCCCAGAGCAACAGUGUGUGUUUAUGCCGCUCUCUGUCCUCCUCCUGUGUGCCCUCCCGGCGUCCGUCAUCACCAACAGGGCUGGGUGCGGUUCUGACGCCGGGCGGCCGGCGUGGUACGACCCGCUGCUCCGCUCGGCGGACGAGACGAUUGAGCGCGCAGCCCCGGCGGGGCAUCAGCCAGAGAAGGAUACGGUCUUUGCCACGCUUCCCACCGUGUCGUGUCUGACGGACGCGCCCUUUGAUGUCUAUCUGUACGCCUCGACGCGCUCGCAUGCGAUGAGCGCAUGGCGCGUGCGCCUCUUCUUCAACACGACGGCCCUCCGUUUUGAGGGCCACUCCGUCUCCUCGCAGUUCAAGGCCUCUUCGCACACGCUCGACGUGUCGGGCGUCACCCUCCAGACCGCCAGCCUCGCGUGUGGCUCAACCUGCAGCGCCGGUCAGCUCAGCGCCGUGACAGGCGACGCCAUCUUCCUCGCUCGCGUCUCGCUCAAGGCGAACGCGGGUGCAGCCUUCGGCGGCGGCAGGGAGGCUCCGAGCGUCUUCAACCUCGGCGCAAAGGUCUCCGUCGACGGUGCGGUCGCGACGGUGCUGACCGACCUCGGCCGCGGCCGAUGGGUGGUCAGGUAUGACGCCGAUGGCACAGAGGCCGAGGUUGGCGAGGGGGCGGGGGCGGUCGUCUGGCCGCUACCUUUCGGCGACAUCUUUGCGUACGUGCACGAGGCUCUCGGCUACGGCGGCGAGCGGAUCGGCGGGGCGGGCCGCGCGCCCGUGUACGGCAGCGGCGACACGCCGGCAAGGAGCGGCGGACGGCCCUUUGGGUCUGCGGAGUGGUGGGAUGAGAAGGCGGAGGCGGCUGAGGCGGCAGCGGAGGCGGCGAGGGCGGCGGCGGAGGCGGCGAGGGCGGCCGAGGCGGCGGCGGCGAAGGGCGAGGCGGAGGCGGAGGGGAAGGACUCGGCGGAGGAUGCUGCGGCGGCGCGGCCGAGGAGGGACGCUGAGGAGGUGUUUGCGCCGCCCUGCUCCGAGGCGUGCUCUUCCUUUUUUGUGGCCGAGUGCGUCGUAGACUUUGGCGGCGGCUGCGACGGGUACGAGAAAUGCCGCACGCACCUGGAGGAGUACGAGUCGGACUCUCCCCUCUUUACUGCCGGCACCGGCGCCCCUCUCUGUGUGGUUGGUUGCGCCGACACGCCCGCAAUGGCGGCAGUGGGUUCGUUGUGCGACGACUGCGAGCCUGGUGACACGUGGCCAGCGGACGACGGCUGCAACGCGUGCACUUGCCCGGACAGCGGCGACGGGUCGGAGGCGCACUGCACGGAAAUCGGUUGCCAGGCGGCCCCGUGCAACGGAAAGGAGUGCGGCGACGUGUGUGUGGCGGAGGAGGGCGGGGCGCAGGGCAGUGUGGCGGGCUUCUGCGACUCCGACGGCGUCUGCUCCGUCGCGGAAAACUUCGACCACGUGCAGGCGGGCUGCGAAGACGCGAAGCACAGAUACAUCACGGAGACUCUGUACGAGUCCGAGGGUUGCGACGGCGAGGCGUACCACGCGAGCUUCACGGUGGAGAACGGGAGGUGCGCCAGCGUGUCGGAGGAGUAUCGUGCCGCCUGGGGACGCGAGGAAUUUCGGUUCGUCGGCUUCAAAGUCUGCGACCGGGUGUGGCACUUUCACAGCGGGCGAGCGAGGGUGUGGACGGCGUCUCUUGACGCGUCUCGGCUGUGAACAGAUGGUCCUCUUCACAGGGGCGUCCGACAGCUUGGAGGAUUGCCAGGACGCCCUUGAUGAGCAGUGCGCUGGCGAUGAGGAGGACACGACGGGGCAGGAGGGGGCGGUGCUGCAGCGGGACUACAUCUCGGUGGACCUCGCUGCAGAGGCGGUCUGUUCCGCCACAGACGAGGUGGAGACGGGCUGCGGGCUGGACUCGUGCAGCGUCAGGAUCAAGCUGAGCUUCGAGGGGACCCACGGCUUCUUCGAGGCGAGCGGCGGCGAAGGAGGAGGCGGCAGCGACACCGGCGCGAUCGUCGGCGCC